Trifolium medium is the source of this 285-nucleotide messenger RNA. The record is from the annotation of a GenBank genome assembly. Lineage: Eukaryota; Viridiplantae; Streptophyta; Magnoliopsida; Fabales; Fabaceae.
UACAAGGCAAGGUUAGUAGCAAAGGGUUUUCUUCAGAAGCAUGGACUGGAUUUCAAUGAAGUGUUUGCACAUGUGGCAAGGCUUGAGACCAUUAGACUAGUUGUUGUUAUAGCAUCCUACAAAGGUUGGCCUAUGCAUCAGUUAGAUGUCAAAUCUGCUUUUCUGAAUGGACCAUUAGAAGAGGAGGUUUAUGUGAAGCAGCCACCAGGGUUUGAAAUCAAAGGUCAAGAAGAGAAGGUCUACAAACUAAAGAAGGCUCUUUAUGGUUUGAAACAAGCUCCAAGA